Messenger RNA from Portunus trituberculatus (swimming crab), 1944 nucleotides. RefSeq names its product mediator of RNA polymerase II transcription subunit 11-like. The record is from RefSeq and is a predicted model, not a curated record. Gene Ontology annotation, cellular component: mediator complex. NCBI's taxonomy places the organism in Eukaryota, Metazoa, Arthropoda, Malacostraca, Decapoda, Portunidae. Bases 586 to 999 code for a protein of 137 amino acids. The transcript is spliced from 5 exons. Gene Ontology annotation, biological process: regulation of transcription by RNA polymerase II. Gene Ontology annotation, molecular function: transcription coregulator activity.
ACACACACACACACACACACACACACAAGUGAAAUAAAAAGAAAUGAAGUGAUACUAUAUUACCGACAGUUUUCAAUCAGCGCCAAGCAUCAAGCACCAAGCACCAAACGGCAUGACUGCAGUGUAUGCCUUCACCAUAACCUCUCACACUGCCUCAUCUUCGUCUAUUAAAGGCUCAGACGUGUAGACAAGAAGAAAUAUAAAGAAGAAGAAGGAAAAAUAAAGGAGGAAGACGAAGAAGAAAUGAGAAAUAGAGACGGAAUAGGAGAAGGAUCCAAGGUGUAAUAUUUAGCGUGGCUUCAUAUAUGUGACGUCAAAUCAGCUGGGUGGAGGAGCUGCGAAGGGGGAGCCGGGAAUGGAGGCGAGCGCACGGGACGGUUUCUCGGGGACAUUGCCGAAAAAGUCAUAACUUGAAAACUACGCAUUUGCGACGGAAGUGAUGUAGAACAUCAAUCAAUUCACUACAUAUCUCACCAGAAACACAUAAGCCACAUCAGAAAAUUGUUGGUUGGGUGAAACUGUAAGUUGACCGAAGAAACUCAACACUAGUACCAGCAGGGCCACCUUCUAUUAGCAAUCGUCACCAUGAGUAUGCCAUCCUCCUCCCCCAUGGACAGGAUUAUGACCCUGGACAACAUUGAGAAGGAUAUCGCCACUGUCCUUCAGUCAGCAGGCCAGGCCCUGACGGAACUCAGCAAGGACAAGCCAGCCAACAAACAGGUGGAGGCGCACGUGGCACAGUUCCGCCAAACACUCACCAGUGUAGAGACAGAACUUGCUAAGCAGAUCAAUUAUCUCACCCAGGUGUCCACAGGCCAGGCACACGAGGGGUCCAGCUACAACUCCCAGAAGACCCUCCAGAUGGCCAUGCACCGCCUUGACCAUGCCAAGACCCGGGUCAAUGAACUGGAGGCCAUCAAGAACAAGCACAUACAGAUCAUGCAGCAGCAUCAACUACAGAAGCAGCAGGGCAUGCAGCAACAACCACAGACCUUAUGAUGAGGGAAGAGUAGAGGGAAGGGGAAGGGGAGGCUUUGAUUGGUUGUGUGUUUAAGAUCUGGAGGUGUGUAAGGAGUCAGGAGGUGCAGGAAAUGUGAUGGUUACACUCUUUUAUCAUUAUUCCUGUUCUUAUUGGAUCCUACUUUUCAUGUGUUAUUGGUUUGUCAUUAUAUGGUCACAUCUGUCUUGUGUUGUGAUGUGGCAUGGUUUUUCAGUUGUACAAGGAAUACUAGUGUGCCAAAUAUUAUGCCACCCAAAUUCAAUGUCUCUCUUACAUUCUUCAAUGGAAAAUCAAACAUUUUGUGGAAGUCAGCAUUAUUGAAGUUAAUUAAUUCUGUGUUCUAAUAUUUUACAAAGCUGGAGCAUAUAAUUUACACAACAAAUUACCACAGUGCAUCCAAGAAUACAACGCAGUCAUCAAUAUGAACACCAAGGAGGAAAAUAACACACACACAGCUUUUGAUAUGUUUUACUUAACACAAAGAGUGACCGAAUCACCAGGCAGCACCCAGCCAGCCGCCACGCUGAAGCAGCACAGCGAGUCCUUCACAGGUACAAAAAAUUGCUACUCUCCUAACACAUCUUGGACUAAUUACUGCAUUUCCAGCCUACACUUCCUAGCAUAUUGGCAGACACCACCUAAAUUAACUCUUUUGUUUUGUGUGUGUGUGUGUGUGUUUGUGUUUGUGUGAGUUUCAACUGUUCACCUGUUUGUAUCUUUUUUAUGAGGCUCAAUAGUGUGUGUGUGUGUGUGUGUGUGUGUGUGUGUGUGUGUGUGUGUGUGUGUGUGUGUGUGUGUGUGUGUGUGUUUCAGUCUGUGUUGCUCUCCAAGCUGUGUUGCACUGCACGGUUUUGGGAGCGCACAAAACAGUAGCUUUAUUACAUUUUUCCUAUAAUGAAACUGCAUGAAUGAAACAAAAACCCAAAUAAACUUGAACACUUCAA